GGCGCGUGCCGCCCCCCGCGAGCCAGACGUGACGGCCAGACCUGCGUCACCCGGCCAGCCUCCCACCCGUCCGGAGCCUCCCCGGUGGCGAGCGGCUCGGCGCCGCCGUGCUCCGAGGGCGCGGCGCGGCGGCAGAGCACGCGCUCGCCUGGCGUAAAGCGGAGCGCGCCCGCCGCCCCCCUCCCCACCCCCUCCUCGUCGCACGCCGGCCUGCACGAGUCGGGCUCGCGCUGGUCCCGCCGCCGGGGCGGGUGGACCUCCCGCGGGGCGGGGGCGCCGCCCUCGCCGAAGCGGUCGCUCGCGGCUGACGCGAGAACCGCCUGAGCGGCGGCGGCGGCGGCGGCGGCGGCGCCGCCGCCUCGCCCGCGUCGGCAGCGGCGGACCCGCCGGCGCGGCGGCGCGCCUCGAGGGGAGGGAGCCGGCCCACGCAAUCGACGAGAUGUCGCAGCUCCUCCUCGCCGACCUCUACUCCCGAUGCUCCGCCGCCGUCGCCGUCCGCGUCGGCAGGCCGCCCUUCCGAGGCGGCCGUCCGAGCUGCUGCUCGCGGCGCCGGCCGAGCUGCCUCGUCCCGACGCGCCGGCGGAGGGCCUGGCCUUGACCUCGCCCUCUCCGCUGGCGCGCGCCGCCCCGGCCGC
Molecule: messenger RNA, 635 nt
Organism: Emiliania huxleyi CCMP1516
Lineage: Eukaryota; Haptophyta; Isochrysidales; Noelaerhabdaceae
Exons: 1
Source: RefSeq, a predicted model, not a curated record